AUGUCUGAUAAUGGCACUAAUUUCUUGGGAGCUAGUAAGUCAUUGCUCAAGGAAUAUUCCUUAUUCCUCAAAACUACUUCGAAAGAUAUUACGGAAAAAUAUGCCAUUCACGGAUUUGAGUGGAAGUUUAUUCCACCCAGCGCUCCGCAUAUGGGAGGUUUAUGGGAGGCUGGAGUUAAAAGUUUUAAACUUCACUUUAGGAAAGUUGCUGGCUCACAGAAGUUUAAUUUUGAAGAGUUUUCCACUCUUUUAGCAAGAAUUGAAAGCGUCCUCAACUCAAGACCAAUUUCACCGAUCUCUGAAGAUCCUGAUGAGCUACAGGCCUUUACUCCAGGUCAUUUCCUCCGUGGGGCCCCGUUGAUAUUCGCACCUGAAUUACCAUCUGAUCAAUUAUCUUUGAUUAAUCGCUGGGAACGAUUAAAGGCUCUCCAUCACAAGUUUAGUCAAAGAUGGAAAACAGAGUACCUUCACGAACUCCAUAAGAGGUACAAAUGGCUGAAUCCACAACGUGAUCUACAGACUGGUGAUUUCGUCAUCGUAAAGGAUGAGCUUCUUCCUCCAUGCGAUUGGAGGUUAGGACGAAUAGAAGCCGUACAUGCCGGUCGGGACAAACGUGUACGAGUGGCUGACAGCAACGGCGAUAGCAACAACGGCAGCAACCACGCCAACCAUUGA
Molecule: messenger RNA, 675 nt
Organism: Calliphora vicina (urban bluebottle blowfly)
Lineage: Eukaryota; Metazoa; Arthropoda; Insecta; Diptera; Calliphoridae
Exons: 1
Coding region: 1-675 (224 amino acids)
Biological process (GO): DNA integration
Molecular function (GO): nucleic acid binding
Source: RefSeq, a predicted model, not a curated record